AGCUUUCAACCAUUUGUUUCCGCCCGUCCUGGAGGACUUCGUACUUAUUGCGGAUUCUAACAUCGAACAGGACGUGUACUGUAAUAUUGGGCUCUUGGCCAGCUCUCUAGUCAACAAAAAUGGUUUCUCAAAUGCCAUGGGACAGACUCCGAGGAGAUACGAUACGGCAAGUCAUCAAGGAGCUCGGUUUCAGUUACCAAGGUCUUCGCCGGGAUGAGAUGGUGGAAUACCUGGAGGCUGUAGAAUCCGAAGGAUUGGACGCUGUUCUGGCGUCGCAGGAGGAACGGCGAGCUCUUUGGGAGAUCGCCAACCCUCGAGCAAAACGACCUAGAUUAACAGGAGAAUCGCCUUCAAAGAUGGCUACUCGAGGUGUUGCCGAAAGACGAAGUCCCUCUCGUGCUAUAUUCGACUGCGUCUUGGUUGCGCAUCGUCCUUCUAUGAAGGCGCGAUCGAAAGGAAAGGGGAGGAGUAAGGAUAAGAGCCAUGAGAGUGGUGAUGCAUCUCCUCCUUAUCAGCCGCCUUCAAGUACUGUCAGUGAGGAGAUCGAGAUGGAGACCGAGGAAACUAGUCAGGUUGAGGAAGAAGAACUUGCUGGUUUGGCGGUUGACGUACCACGCGCAAGCAAGAGAUCGCCUUUGCGCAGUGCUCAAGGGGCAGUGAAGACGUAUGCAGGACGGAAACCGGGACGACGGAGGAAAUCAGCUGCUAUCUGAUGUUCAUAUCGUCUUUCUGUAUGCUCAUUAAUGUUAUUCAAUCUAAUCAAGGCCUUGUACAAGUGUUCAUACUACUGUACCCUCCAACGAUUCUAUUGCUACUGUACACAUGGCAUUCAGUGUGUGUUAUGCAAGGACUCCGGACAUUGUGUUUUCAGAUACAUCUCU
Messenger RNA from Somion occarium, 881 nucleotides. Lineage: Eukaryota; Fungi; Basidiomycota; Agaricomycetes; Polyporales; Cerrenaceae. The record is from the annotation of a GenBank genome assembly.